Messenger RNA from Lactuca virosa, 654 nucleotides. NCBI's taxonomy places the organism in Eukaryota, Viridiplantae, Streptophyta, Magnoliopsida, Asterales, Asteraceae. The record is from the annotation of a GenBank genome assembly.
AUGGAGGCUGAAGAACAUGUGACACCAUCAAAAUCAAAUCUCGGUUUUUCGUUUGAGGGUUUUGAUGAUGUUUCUGAUGAUGAUGAUCAUGAUGUUAAUGAUAAUGAUGAUGAUGAUGAUGAUGAGGAUGUUCGUAUGUUUGAACCAUCGAAGGAGCUAGUCAAUGAGGCUGUGAUUUCUCUAGCUGAGACAGAGAAAGAAAUCAACAUUUUCAAGCAACCAAACGAUCCAACACCCGAACAGAUGGAAGCCCUUAUCGAAAAAUUACAGUCAACUGCGAGGAAGCGUCCCCAAAUAGUUCUUGUUACUACUGAGUUUCCAUCUGGGAGUGAUAAAGAUGAUUCAAAUGCCUCCCUGAUGCCAAGAAAGCGAAGACGUAGAGAUCCAAGGCCGGGAGUGCUUAUUACUGAACCAGUACAACAACCUACUUCAAAUGUUGAACCAACCCAGGUUAAUCAAGAUGAUCGAAGCCCAAUUUUUGACGAAGACUUCUUAGCUAAUGAGGAAACUUUUGCCUCGGGAAGCUCUUCUGCCCCACCACCUCCAGAGCACGAUUCUGCAUCUUUCAAAUUAGCCAAGCUACAUGCUUUUCAAAGACUUUAUUCCUCAGUCAAGAGGAAAGGGAAUAUCUAUUGGCUCAGGGCAAGGAGGUGA